Molecule: messenger RNA, 3859 nt
Organism: Cinara cedri
Lineage: Eukaryota; Metazoa; Arthropoda; Insecta; Hemiptera; Aphididae
Source: the annotation of a GenBank genome assembly
CGAAGUAAACCUACAUCGUCGUCUGCACUGAUGACUGAUUACAAUGUUGUUUUUUGAUUUCGUGUUCUUUCUCAUGUGAACAUUAAACAUUGAUCAGUUUCUUUGGUAGACAUUUACAAAACGUAAGUAUUAAUUUUUAUCCAUAUUUAUCUGAUUAAUCCUUUUUUUAAUACAAAUAUCCAUGAUCAAUAAAUUUCUCCAAAUUCCAUUAACGAUAUAAGUAAUUUAUUUGUGUCGCAGAUAAUAUUAGUCUGAAACUCUGAAACUACCGGUGUUUGAGUCUUAAUUUUAAGUUUUUCUUAGGUUGUGGGUUAAGUGUACUCGGAUAUAAUAAGAAUGCUUGAACGCAAAUCAAAUUUUUUCGUGCGUUAUUUCUUUAGAUUUGCUAUAUAUUCUUAACAAGUGAAUAUUAUUAAACGAAUAUAAUUUUGUUCCUGCAUCACUUGUCUGCUGUUUAAAUUAUGUUUAUACGUUUUAUCUACAUACAUAAUUAUUGAUCAUGAUAUUUGUAUUUUAGGUAUUACAAUGGGUAGGGUUAUUCGUGCUCAGAGGAAAGGUGCGGGAAGUGUUUUCCGUUCUCAUACUAAACAUCGCAAAGGUGCCCCAAAACUCAGAAACUUGGACUACUCUGAAAAAUAUGGUUACAUAAAAGGAGUUGUUAAGGUAAAUAUCAUUCGAUGUAUGACUUUAAUUACUACCUAAAUAUAUUAAACAUCUAUUUUUUUUUUUUUCAUACUUAAAUUACAAUUAUCUUUUGUACUACUUUAUUUCAGUUGUUAAUCAGUGAAGUUUAUAUUAUUUUACCAGAAUAUCAUAUUUAAUAUAAUUUAACAUUGUUUAUUUACUCUUCUAUGAACAUUUUAUUUAACUUCCAGGAUAUUAUUCACGAUCCAGGUCGUGGAGCUCCUUUAGCUGUUGUUCAUUUUAGAGACCCAUACAAAUAUAAGACCAGAAAAGAAUUAUUUAUUGCACCUGAAGGUGUAUAUACUGGCCAAUUUUUGUACUGUGGAAAGAAAGGUAUGUCAUUAAUCAUGAUUAAUUAAUUCAUUUUUUUUUAAAUUUUCAGAUUAAAAAUAUCUUUAUUAUAUUUUAAAAUUAUUUUACUUUUUUUAGCCAAAUUGAACAUUGGUAAUGUUAUGCCUAUUGGUGUAAUGCCUGAAGGUACUAUUAUCUGUAAUCUGGAAGAGAAAACUGGUGAUCGUGGUCGUUUGGCUCGUGCUUCUGGUAAUUAUGCUACUGUUGUUGCUCACAAUCCAGACUCAAAAAAAACUAGGGUAAAGUUACCAUCAGGUGCAAAGAAAGUAAUUCCAUCAAACAACCGUGCCAUGGUUGGUAAGUAUUAUUACAUUUUUAUGACCUAUCUAACAUGUAUUCGAUUUAAUUUGUGCAAGUUAAGAAUUUCUCAAAUAUUUAAUUUCUACAAUACUAUACACUUUCAAUAACAGUCUAUGUUGGUUUUAAAAUCAAGUUAAAAAAUUCUUUUAAAACCUAAUAUAUGAAAUUGAGUCUUGUUAUAUUUCAAAAUUACUAAUUAAAUUGCUUUUUUUAAAAAGCAUUAAUAUAUAUGUAUUUUUAUCAAUUAUUUUUUAGAUUAAUGAGUGAAUUACAGAUUCUAUUGGUUUUAAUAUGAUUUUUUUUCUGUUUGAAUCACUUCUACCAGAAACUUUCCUCUAACCAUUGGCUUGUGUAUUACUUUUUCUCAAAAUAAAUUUUCUUUAGUAGGAUUAUUGAGAAAGUAUCUUUCUGAUUUUUCUGUAGGUUUUUAUAAUGGUUGGGAAAAUAUUUCGAUUUUAUUUUUGUAUUAUAAUUCUGUUUUGGAAAAAUUAAAUAAAGAUUUUUAUUCAGUUCUAUGCAGAGAAAAUUUUUUUGGUCUAACGAAAGAGCUUGAAAAUUAUAAAUAGAUCAAUUUUAUAUAUUUUUACAACGGUUUAUAAACAUUGUAAAAAAAUUGUUAUGGCAAUUAAAAACAUUUAAUCUAAAUUUUUCCCUCUGAAUAGUUUUUCAUUAACAAAUAUAUUUGCUUUAUAAUGUAUUACUUUCCCAACAUACCAUAUGGCGGUUUUGGUUCUUUUAUUAUUUAUUAAUGAAAGUUAAUUGUGACUUAUGGCUAAAAAUAAAUAUUAUUUAUUUUAAUUCAAAUAGUAUUCAAUUUUUAAUUAUUUAAAAUAUCUAAGUAAAGAUAACAAUAACAUUCUCUAAUGGUAUUGAUGUAUUAUAGUUAAUAAAAAUCUAUGAUGUUUAAGACAUUUGAAACCUGAUAUAUUAUCAAUGAAGUAAUAAUAUUAUAUCUGAGAUUUUAUUACCUAUAGUAAUCAUGAUAAUAAACAAGUUAAAACAAUUUUUAGAUUCUGAGCAUUAGCGAGAAAUGUAUAUUGGUUUAUUAUCUUAAUAAACAAGUUUAACUGUUCAAGCAAUUGAAAGGUUGACUGAAACAACCGGUUAUGUCCACUAACAGAAAUUACUUUUUAAAUCUUGGUAUUACAAAAUGUUUAAGCCCUUAAACACACAGUAUUGUUAUUUUAGAUGGUCCUAUGUUAUUUUUAAUCAUUAAAUAUUAAACAUGUCCCCGUUUUUGACCAUUAUAUUUACUUUUAUUUACAUUUUUAGGAAAAACAUUCAUUAAUAAUAAAGUUGAAUAUUGUAUUUUUACACAUUUUCUAGACAUUUUUCUAAAACUUAUAUGUAACUUAUAUUGCAUCUAAAUAUCCUAUAUUUUUAUAAAUAUUUGUAUGAUGUAUAUCAUAUCCUUUUCUUGGUAAUUAUUUUAAUUAAGUAUGAUUUGUAGUUAUUAGACACUAGUUAUUUAAAUACCAAACCUACAUUAAUAGAUUGUAUAUUAUCAAACAAAACAGAUAAGUUCAAUACAGUACUAUUAUCCUAAAAGAAAAAUUAAAAAAAUCUAUUAUUUAUAUAGACUCAAAGAUAAUUUUCUCCUUUAUAUUUAAAUGUGAAAAAUUGAUUUUGUUUAAAAGAUGGACUUAUCCAUUUGUUGUAGUUGACCGUUCAAUUUUUCGUAAUGAAUUUAUGAUGAAAGUUAUAUAGACAUUUGAAACCUGAUUAUUUAAAUGAAUUAAUAUAUUAACUGAGAUUCAAAUAAAUAUAAUUUUAUCGGAAACUAGCAUUAUUAAAAAUUAAUAAAUAUUUACUUCAUUAAAACUAUUAAAUGACUGAAUUUUAAAGGUUUGGUAUCCGGUGGUGGUCGUAUUGACAAGCCUAUGUUGAAGGCUGGACGUGCAUACCACAAAUAUAAGGCCAAGCGUAACUGCUGGCCUAAGGUUCGUGGUGUUGCUAUGAACCCUGUGGAGCAUCCUCAUGGUGGUGGUAACCAUCAACAUAUUGGUAAAGCAUCGACAGUCAAGAGAGGAACCAGUGCCGGAAGAAAGGUAAAUUAUUAUUUAACUAUAAUUUUAACCUACAGUACUCUAAUUUUUCUUUUUAAAAUUUUAGGUCGGUCUCAUUGCUGCCAGGAGAACGGGUAGGAUUCGUGGUGGUAAAGUGGUCACUAAGAAGGGUGAUGAUUAAUCUGAGUAUUGUCGUGUUUGUAUUUAAUUUUACAAAUAAAAAAAAAAAAUCCAACAAAUUGAUUAUUGUUUUUUUGUCUAACUAGUAUUUCUUUCCUAAAUUGGUAUCUUAAUAAAUAUUUGAAAUAAGUUUAUAUAAAUACAAGAAUAACUUUAAUUGUGUAUGUGAAAAUACUAUUGGCAUUAUUGGACUUCGAAGUAAGAACACUUAAAUAUUGCAAAAUGCCAUAAAAAUAAAUGAUAAUUAUUAUCAGUUCCAAAGUUUUUAACUGUCUUAAAAUUUUAUUAGUACAUUACUUCAAUAAUAAUUAUGAAAAGGUAUGUAUAUAAUGGUGUGU